GGUCAGUGACAGACGUCAGUAGGCGGUUAUUUGAUUCAUACACGCCCGUAAUUCGUCUCAGUUUUACCGCUGUGUAAUUUAAAACUAUCAGGAAAAUAAAUCACUAUUAAAGCCCUCCUGCGCGCAACAAAUUUCCAGUUUAGUGCAAACACACGUGAGGGUUAGGACUCUGGAGACCUUGUUAUUGCUGUGUAGAGGAUUUCCCAUCCGGUAACAAUAAGUAUGGAAGACCUCAGUUUUGUACCAGAACUCCCGAGUGGGCCUCUAGAUGUGUACAGAAAUAAUGCUUCAUUUAACUGGAAGCGUCUUAAAUUGGCCCUUGAAGGAGACUUUGAUUUGCUGAAACUUAAGUACAAAAUAUGGCGAACUCUAGAAAAAGACCCGCUCUUCGCGCACAGCCCCAUCACGCUGCCGGUGGAAGAACAGAAGAGAAUCACACAGUUGCAACUGAAGAAGAUAAACGAGUACAAGUUUAUACCUAAGGAGAUGUUUAACGCGAGCUACAGCAAACGGACGCGAACAAUAAUGACCAUAAACGAAGCGGUGCAGUCCCUCAACCCGAGCGUGUCCGUCAAAAUGGCCAUUGGCAUCUAUCUGUUCUCCAACGCUCUGCUGUCGCUAGGAACUGAACGACACCUGAAGUUCUACGAAGCUACCAUCAAGCAUAGAGAGAUCCUAGCCAGCUUCUCGCUGACGGAGAUAGCGCAUGGCUCGGACGCGCGCCUCAUGCGGACCACCGCCACCUACGACCCCAGCACCAGGGAGUUUGUAGUGCACACGCCGGACUUCGAGGCCGCUAAAUGCUGGGUUGGUAAUCUAGGUAGAACGUGUACCCACACCUUGCUGUUCGCUCAGCUCAUCACACCGGACGGCACCAACCACGGCUUGCAUGGCUUCGUCGUGCCCAUCCGGAAACCCGACACCCUGGAGACAUACCCUGGGCUCAUUGUGGGCGACAUGGGAGAGAAGAUUGGCGUCAACGGCAUUGAUAAUGGGUUCAUAAUGUUUAACCAAUACCGAAUACCGCGGGAGAAUCUCCUCAAUAGAACGGCAGACGUCACAGAGGAUGGCACAUAUGAAAGCUCAUUCUCAGAACCUUCUAGAAUACUUGGAGCUGCAUUGGAGAAUUUGUCCGCAGGUAGGAUCGGCAUAAUGCAAGAGAGCUGCCACUCGCUGUCGAGCGCGGUGACGAUCGCGGUGCGCUACGCGGCGACGCGCACGCAGUUCGGCGAGCGGGACCGCGAGACGCCGCUUAUCGAGUACGAGUUACAUCAAUGGCGCUUGUUCGGCUACGUGUCAGCGGCGAUAGUGUUCCGGCUGUACAUCGACUUGUUCGCGCACACUUAUCUGAACAUCGUGGAGAAGUCCAACGCUGGCCACAGGGUCGACAAUUUGAGUGAAGCGGUGUCGGAGAUCCACGCGAUGGUGUCGAGCAGCAAGCCGCUGCUCACGUGGACCACUCUCCGCGCCGCGCAGCAGUGCAGGGAGGCGUGCGGGGGGCACGGCUAUCUCAAGUGUGCAAACCUAGGCGACAUAAGAAGCAACCACGAGCCCACAGUGACGUAUGAAGGCGACAAUAACGUACUGUCGCAACAAGCCGGCAACUGGCUGCUGCGACAGUACGAGGCGGCCAUAGCGGGCAAGCCCGUAGACUCGCCGCUAGGUACCGUCGCCUUCCUGAAGGACUUGCGGACGAUCAAGGAUAGGACGUUCACUUGUAAGACCACGAAGGAGUUGAAGGAUCCACAGUUUAUAAUAUCAACAUACAAAUGGCUCCUCUGUUGGAUGUUGAAGUAUACCCACGAGAAAAACGAAGCGAACCUCUCCCAAGGUCUCACGAAAGUGCAAGCGCGGACCAAAUCCCAAGUGUACCGAUGGAAGACACUAACAAAAGUGUACGCAGAGUACAUAACCUUGGUGUUCUGUUUGGAUAACAUAGACAAGAAAGAGCGGGAACUGCAGCCAAUGAUGCUGAAGCUCUUCUGUUUGUACGGUCUAUGGUCGUUGGAUGAGAACUUGGUGGAGUUGUACCAAGGGGGGUUUGCUAAGGGGGAGGAAUGCGCGCGAUUAGUGCGCGACUCUGUGCUGGAGCUUUGCGGGGAGGUGAAGAAUGAGAUUGUCAGUGUUGCGGACGCGCUUGCGCCGACUGACUUCGUUUUGAACUCUGUUCUGGCGAAGAGUGAUGGAAAGUUAUAUCAGAAUCUCCAGAAAGCGUUCUUCAGUCACCCCGGCGUGUUCGAGAGGACGCCCUGGUGGCGAGACGUGGUACCAGCUUCCAAGUUGUAAGCUAAACACCACCAAACAAAGAUUUUAUAAUAAUAGAUAUGUCACAUGUCGUGUCCGAAACUGAGGCGAACAAAAGUGGCUAAUUGUCUUAAUUUCAAUUAGUCGCACAGUAAACAACCAAAGUAAUUCAAACAAAUAAUACCUAAAUUUUGUCUACAAUGUCGAGUACAAUUUUGUCUACAAUGUUGUAUGUGUUAAAAAAAUGUAAAAUAUACAUAUAUAUUAUAUGUAUACAUGAACAUGAAUAUAUAAUGUAACCAAACACAAAGUCGUGCAUGUGUGCGCUCAGUGGAGUAGGUACUUUUUGCGGUGAUUUUGUAGGCAUGUAACAUAUCUAAUAGUAUGAAAUCGUUGCCACCAAAUAUAUUAAAUAAAUAUGAAAGUAUAUUAAAAAAAAUAGGCCACAAAUAUUUGAUAUCGUAGAUACAAACAAAUUUUAACAAGAAAUACGAGUAAUUGUUAAAUAAGUGUUAAUUCGGUUUUAAAAAUAACUUAAAGUUAUUAUUUUGUCUUUGUUUUAUUUAAGAAAUAUUAAAAACCAUAGUUAUGUUUUGGUAAACUUUAAAAAGCCUGACGCAAAAAUUUAUUUGUUUGGUAGGUAUUUUAUAUAACCGAAUUAUCACUAAUAGUUAAUUAAACUAAGGUUACGUGAAUGUGUGACUUAAAAGUUUAUCUUAUAUUAUUAUUUAAUCAAUUAAAUUAAAAAUCGUGGGUAUUUUGGUUGACUUGCCCGACUACAGUUGAAAAGUAAUGAUUUCUUGCUCUUUGCCAAUAUUCAAGGCAUAUUUUGUUUAUUUAUAAAUCUUGUUUCUACCAAUGUGAGUAAACCAAGUUAAAUGAACUACAUUAUAUAACUACAUAUUUGUAAGUUUUCAAUAGGUUACAUUUGCCUAAGGUCGUUGAUUUUGACAUGAAAUGGACCGAGUGACACUACAUAUUAUAUUAUUAUACAUGUGUUGGUAUACAAUUAAGGAGAAAAGAAAAUAUACAGGAUGCUCGGGAGUAUCCCCCUAACUUUAGGGUUAUAUAUAAUUGAUAAUUAAUUAAAUAUGUCCAAGAAACAUGUGUUCUAAAAGGAAUAUUUUGGGGAGUACAUAAUAUUUCUUUUGUAAAUAGAUCUUAAAAUGUGUCCCCUUAUAAUAAUGACGUAGGGAAAUUUGUGCAUUAAUAAAUAUCACGAAGUAGCUAAUUAGUGAAGUGCGGAGUGCCAGUUACAACUAUCUCGUCGAUAUCGAUAAAGUCAGAUUUAGGCUGCAUCCAUACCACUAUCAGAAAGUGCAAGGGCUUAUAUCAGGCCUCUCCUGGAAAGAAAAUCAAUGCACCAUAGAGUUCGCUGUCGUCAAAAAUGUAGUCUAGUAGUGUCGUCAUCAUCUUAACUUGUAAUUGAAUAAAAAAAAUCGUUUUAAUUUUACCUAAAGGCGUUUGUUACAUGGGUAGUAGGAAUUAUUUGAAUUACUUUGUAUGAAAACAUACAAAAUUUUUUUUAGUUACUAUCCUCCUAUACGUGGACACGUGGACACCUUGAAGUUAUGGGGAUUACUCCCUAACAUCCUGUAUAGAAUAUAUACAUACAUAUUUAUUUUUUUCUUUUUAAUUGCAAAAGUUAUGGUUAUUAAUUAGUUACAUUUUAGAGACUAAAUCAUCAUGCUUUUUCUAAAAUAUGGUUUAUAUAUUAGGUAUAUUAUCUCAAAUAUGAGUCACAAAAUUCGAAAUUCCAUGUCAAUGGUAUUAUAGCUUUUGUUUUGUAUAAAUAUACGUGUUAAUUCGAAAUAAUUAGUUAAAAUUAUGACUCAUUUUAUUAUUUUAAGAAAUUAUGACGCAUUUAUAUUAGACGCAUUUUUUAAUUAAUUUAAAUUAUGAAUAUUUAUUUAAAAAAAAUUAGUAAAAUAUCUAUGAUUUGUAAUACUUAUAAAAUUGUAAUAUCAUUUCAAUUAAUCGUAUAUUGUCAUAUUUCUAUAAGUUUUAUAAAUCUCUUUAUUUCUCUUAGGCGAGGCUGUGCUAGAGAUCGCUAUAAUAUAUUUAUUUGAUUUUCAAAAGUAUAUUCAUAUGUUAUUAUAUAAACUUCAUAAUCCAAAAUGAUUAAUACAAUGCAAUCUACCUCACAAUAGUCACGUGACUUUGCGUUAAAUAGAAUCGUACGGAGAAUGGAGAUAUUAUUAUUUUGUAUCUUUACACAAGAAGUUCAACUUUCCUUUUAACUGCAUUUUUGUGAAGAACCGAAGCAUUUUAACGCAUAUGACAGUUCGGCCUUUAUUCCAUAUUUAAAAAUGGCGGAACAUCGAAAUUGUUUUUAGAGCCGUUUUCAUAUGAUGAGUGUUUGAUAACUUGAAGUUUUGUCAGUGUCAUCCUACUGAUAUUAUAAACGCGAAAGUUUGUAUGGAUGUUUAGAUGUUUGUACUCUUCAACGCCGCGACUAUUGGACCGAAUUAGCUGAAAUUUCGAAUGGAGAUAGAUUAUAAUCUGGAUUAACACAUACUCGUAGGCUACUCUUUGUCCCGAAAAAAAAAAAUACGUACGUACACACUUAUUUUUCGCUGGUAACACCGCGGGGCGAAGCUAGUUUGACAUAAAGAAAGAAAGUGACAAAACUUAUGGUAAGACUAUCCGACCCUAAUCAGACGGUGAAACUGGCCCUUAAUCUAGUACGUUAGAAGCAUUGUUUCUGUUGGAUAUGGGCACUUUGUUAGAAGAUCUGUUAAAUUUCUUAAUUUAAAUUAUUAUUAUAACGUAAUAGAAGCAUCGCUUCGGUAUGAAUAUGUACUCAGAGGCACAACUAUAUAAAAUUUGUAUAUUAAAGUGGGUGGAUAAUUUGUGCCUCUGAGUAUAUGAAUCAAUGGAUUACCUCUGUGUGGUAUAGACACUUUAAUUAUUUAUUUAAUAUAAUAUGUUAGAAGCAUAGCUUCUGUGACAUAUGCUUGCUUCAACUAUUUUUGUAUUUACUUUUCCUAUAAAUGAGCACCUCAAAAACACGUACAAUUUUAGUUGUACGCACAAUGAAAAUCCAUUUUUAACAAACAGGGUAAAAUAGUAUUCCUAUAGGUAAAGAUUUAUUAACAAAAUAAUGAUUAUUAUUUUGAGAUGAUAUUUAUUUCCGUUGACGUUCAUUUAAAAGUAUUUUUUAUUAAUUAUUUUUAUUAUUGCUUUUACUUCUUAACACACAUAGACAAUUAUAUGGUAAGUAUUAAUUUUAUAGAACUUUUUAAUAAUAAUUGUUUUUAAUGGGUAAAUGUUUCGUAUUAUGGUAAUAGAUAAAUAGUAAUAAAUUAGAUUUUUACUUUAUUAAAAUUAAAUAAAACAGCCAAAUAUAAAUUUUAAAAUAUUAGUAUAGUUAGCUUAGGAUUUGUAACGAAUUAUAAUGCUAGGGGGAUGGUGCAAAUCAUAUUUAGAUCAAUUAUUUUUAUAAUAAAAUUUUCGUCAAAAAUCGACUUUACGAGUAUACUAUGAAUAUAAGAAUACCUAAUUUUUUACAUAAUACUUUUAGGGUAACGAAACCCCAAAUACCUUUUCUUUUGUUCCAUAUUUUUCUUAACAAAUUAUUUGACCGUUAGCGAUCAAACUUUAAUUCAACCUUUUUCUAGCGAAGCCUAUGGUAUUUAUGGUAGCGAAGGUUGCUACAAGGAUAAUUGUCUGGUGAUUACUAGCAUGAUUUUUUUCAAAUUGAAAAAUUCAUUUAUUUGAAGUAGGCUCAGUAUAUAAUACACUUUGAAAUGUCAGUUGACUAUUUGUUUGUAUUCUACCAUUACUGAUGAUAUCGCUAUAAAAUGUCAAUAAAUUACAUUUUACUUGGAAACCACCACAUCAUGGAGAAGCAUGAGUUGAGAAGUGUCAACUCAUGCUCUCCGAGACACAAACGCAAGUUUUCGUUUUUCAUUGAUGACCUACGUCAUCAUGACAUUUUAUAGCGACUCAACUCAUUUAUUGGUUUCAUUUGUUUAUAAAAAUGGAAUGCUUUUUGUAGUUGGGGACACAUAGUAUUGUAUGUAUUUUCCUGUAUUAAGACCUUUGAUAUAAAUAUUUACUUCAAUUAAAUAUAUGUGCUAGUGGCGCCAACUCCCCAGCAUCAUAGUUCACUGUUCUUGUUCGUAGGAAUAAAUAUAGAAUAAUUUCUUACUAUCUGUUUUAAGUUCUUUUAUUUAAAUAUUUUCAAUAUUUAGGAUAUAAACUAUCAAUUAUAUUUAUUAUUUUGGAUUUGUAUUAUGAUUUUCUUUGAAACGCUCACUCAGUGCCUUCCUUGAAUAGUGACACCAGUAUUAAGAUUACUAUGAUGUCUCAUAGCAUAGUGUAAUCCGUAGCUGCAUCACUUAGCAAUUAAAUGAUUGCAAUAUGAUAAUGUCAUUCAAUUUCCGAUUAUCCUGCAAUACCGCUAAGAGCGAUGUCCCAUUAGUGCAUUGCCUCGCAGCGUCGUGUUUCAUAUAUUUUAAACGACAUGCCACAUUAAAGCGUUGGGUAUUCGUAAACGUUUCGACGGAAGACGAAGUGAUAAUUUGUUUUGUAAUUUAUUUUUGUCUUUACCAGAAAGACGAAAUACAGUUGUGUGACUACAUGCGCUGUGGUUUAGUGGGUCAUUGCAAUGCAAUAGGUAGUUGUGGCAUACAACGCUAUUCGUUGCAACGACGCAACGCUACGCACUAACGAGCCAUCGCCCUAACGGUGCGAUAGUUUUGCAUAGCAGGUAUAUUUGCAAAAGCUACUUAAACUUGCGGUUUCACUGUGAGAAUUCAUAGUCAUUUAAUACGAGUGUUAAUAUAUUUUAACUCUGUAAAAUAUGUUGUUGUAAUAAUAGAUGUACCUAAUGUAUUGUUGGAAGUGUUUUCUUCUGUAAAUAAAUAAAUGUCUAAUAAUA
Molecule: messenger RNA, 7129 nt
Organism: Bicyclus anynana (squinting bush brown)
Lineage: Eukaryota; Metazoa; Arthropoda; Insecta; Lepidoptera; Nymphalidae
Product: peroxisomal acyl-coenzyme A oxidase 3
Exons: 13
Coding region: 223-2286 (687 amino acids)
Biological process (GO): lipid homeostasis; fatty acid beta-oxidation using acyl-CoA oxidase
Cellular component (GO): peroxisome
Molecular function (GO): fatty acid binding; pristanoyl-CoA oxidase activity; FAD binding
Source: RefSeq, a predicted model, not a curated record